GAUUCUUCCAGAGAAGUGGCGAGCGAGAGACAGAUAUAGGCAAAGCGAGAGCUCGCGGCGAAAGAGAGAGAGAAGGGGAAAGGGUUAUUUGCAGAGAGGAGUUUCUCAGCCAUGUCUUCAUUUUUGCAAUCCUUCUUAAAUCCAAGGAAGAAUUGGCUCGCUGCACUACACAUGAAAACGGUUUCCAAUCGUCUGAGGAAAUACGGUCUCAGAUACGACGACCUGUAUGAUCCACUGGAAGAUCUGGACAUCAAGGAAGCACUGGCACGUCUUCCUCGUGAAAUUGUCGAUGCGAGGAAUGCUCGCCUCAAGCGCGCCAUUGAUCUCUCCAUGAAACACGAAUACCUUCCUGAAGAUAUGCAGGCAGUUCAGACCCCAUUUAGGUACUAUCUUCAAGAUAUGCUGGCAGUUGUGAAGAAAGAGAGAGCAGAACGCGAGGCAUUGGGAGCAUUGCCCCUCUAUCAGCGUACCAUCCCCUAAUUGUAUUUAAGUUGCAGCUGUUGAUCAGAACAUCCAAGGAAAUAAGGAUAAUAUUUCUGGCAGAAGCUUCAGUGGACGACUCUGCAAGCUAAGAAAUUGGUUCGUCUUAAUUUUUCUCAGAAGAAAACUAUAUGGCUUUUGUUUAUUUCCUUUGAUGUUUGUCAGACGUGGUUUGCUUUGCUCAUCACUGUUGGCAUAUCUUGGUAGGCUUUCAACUACUAAUAAUGUACAUCUGGCAUUUGUUAACUUUGCUGUUUAAUCAACUUGUGCAAGUCAUAUUUGUUUGGGCUAGAUUCGGAUAUUUUCAAAUUAAACGUUCUUGGAUUGUGGA
Messenger RNA from Macadamia integrifolia, 811 nucleotides. Its product is annotated as cytochrome b-c1 complex subunit 7-2, mitochondrial-like. Gene Ontology annotation, biological process: mitochondrial electron transport, ubiquinol to cytochrome c. The coding region runs from base 112 to 480 and encodes 122 amino acids. The transcript has 4 exons. NCBI's taxonomy places the organism in Eukaryota, Viridiplantae, Streptophyta, Magnoliopsida, Proteales, Proteaceae. The record is from RefSeq and is a predicted model, not a curated record.